CAGAGUCUUGGGUCAGCUAUUGCCCCCAAUCGAAAGAGCAGCUCGGUAGGAUUUCUCCCCGAUAGAGAGUUGGGUCUCAUGUCUUCCGCCCCGCUGCUCGGCUCCGCCGCGCCCGACGGCAGCGGCGUGAUCGCUGCCGCCACCGAGGGCCACGAGCGUCGCCCCGGCCCGCCGCGCGGGAGCCCUGCUGGCCCGCCGUGCUCGUCGUGGCUCGGUCGCGUGGUGGACACCGAGGAGGCAUGGGCGCAGCUGCAGUUCGCGGUGCCGAUGAUCCUGAUGAGCAUGGCCUACUACGGCAUCCCGCUGGUCUCCGUGAUGUUCUCAGGCCACCUCGGCGACGUCCAGCUCGCCGGCGCCACGCUCGGCAACUCCUGGGCCACUGUCACCGGCUACGCCUUGGUCACAGGCCUGAGCGGCGCGCUGGAGACGCUGUGCGGGCAGGCCUACGGCGCCCGGCUGUACCGGAUGCUGGGUCUGUACCUGCAGUCGUCGCUGCUCCUGUCUGCGGCGGUUUCCGCGCUCAUCUCCGUGCUCUGGAUGUUCACGGAGCCUCUCCUGCUGCUCCUCCGGCAGGACCCCGAGGUGUCCCGUGAAGCGGCGGCGUUCGUCCGGCCCCAGAUCCCCGGCCUCUUCGCGUUCGCCUUCCUCCAGUGCCUGCUGCGCUACCUGCAGAUGCAGUCCGUCGUCAUUCCGCUCGUCGUCUGCUCCGUGGCGCCGUUCGUGCUCCACGUCGUGCUCACGCACCUGCUGGUGAACGUGCUGGGCUUGGGGCUCGCCGGUGCGCCCGCCGCCAUCUCGGUCACCUUCGCGGCGUCCUGUCUCAUGUUGCUCGCGUACAUCCUGCGGUCGGAGGCGUUCAGCGAGACGUGGAAGGGGUUCUCCGCCGAGGCAUUCAGAUACGUGCUGCCCACCUUGAAGCUCGCCGCGCCGUCCGCCGUCAUGGUCUGCCUGGAGAUCUGGGCGUUUGAGCUCCUGGUCCUUGUCGCCGGCUUGCUCCCCAAUUCCACGGUGAGCACGUCACUGAUCGCCAUCUGCUCUAGCACGGAGGCCAUCGGCUUCAUGACCACGUACGGGUUCAGUGCUGCUGUGAGCACCCGAGUGUCGAAUGAGGUCGGGGCCGGGAACGUGGACAGGGCCAAGAACGCCGUGGCGGUGACGAUGAAGCUGUCGGUGCUCCUCGCCAUCUCCUUCGUCCUGCUGCUGGCGUUCGGCCACGGCGUGUGGGCGAGGCUCUUCAGCGGGAGCGCGGUGAUCGUGUCGGAGUUCGCCGCCAUCACGCCGCUCAUGAUCGUCUCCGUCGUGCUCGACUCGGCGCAGGGUGUCCUGGAAGGCGUGUCGAGGGGCUGCGGGUGGCAGCAUCUCGUGGCGCUCACCAACCUUGUGGCUUUCUACCUGAUCGCCAUGCCGCUGGCCAUCCUCUUCGCCUUCAAGCUCAAGUUGUACACCAAGGGACUGUGGAUGGGCCUGAUCUGCGGGCUGGCAUGCCAAGUCUGCUCGCUGCUGGUGAUCACCGCCCGCACCAAAUGGUCGAAGAUCGUCGCGGAGGCCAUGCAGGAGGAAAAGGCCGACUACAUCGCUUAGACCACACAGGGCUAGGAUCUCCUCAAAUAAUUGCAUGGGCUUUUGGCGCCCAUUUUCGGAUCCAAGUCGCACGAUAACAUUCUUGAAUUUUAUUUUUCUAUCCGGCAAGGCAGACGGGUCGGUGGUGGUCGCCAUGCGCCAGGUCCGAUCUCCGGAGCAGAAUGCCCACGCCACGUCUGGGAUGCUUCCUUCGUCAGAAUUGGGCUGACCAAGUGGUGGUAAUAGGCGCAUUUUGUUCCACGUACUAAAGUUUAGUUAUGUUACAUUAAAAUUUAGUUAUGUUAUAUCAAAUGUUUAGAUAACACUUAUCAACCUCUAUUUCACUACAUGAUGGCGAAACA
Setaria italica (foxtail millet) is the source of this 1922-nucleotide messenger RNA. Its product is annotated as protein DETOXIFICATION 19. Gene Ontology annotation, biological process: xenobiotic detoxification by transmembrane export across the plasma membrane. The record is from RefSeq and is a predicted model, not a curated record. The transcript is spliced from 7 exons. Lineage: Eukaryota; Viridiplantae; Streptophyta; Magnoliopsida; Poales; Poaceae. Gene Ontology annotation, cellular component: membrane. The coding region runs from base 79 to 1581 and encodes 500 amino acids. Gene Ontology annotation, molecular function: antiporter activity; xenobiotic transmembrane transporter activity.